Phyllostomus discolor (pale spear-nosed bat) is the source of this 2520-nucleotide messenger RNA. It is a transcript of the gene ABHD4, whose product is annotated as abhydrolase domain containing 4, N-acyl phospholipase B. The record is from RefSeq and is a predicted model, not a curated record. The transcript has 7 exons. NCBI's taxonomy places the organism in Eukaryota, Metazoa, Chordata, Mammalia, Chiroptera, Phyllostomidae. Bases 188 to 1144 code for a protein of 318 amino acids. Gene Ontology annotation, molecular function: phosphatidylcholine lysophospholipase A1 activity. Gene Ontology annotation, cellular component: lipid droplet.
UACUAUGGCUGAUGAUCUGGAGCAGCAGUGAGUGAAUCCUGUCUCUUUCUCUUUCUCUGUCUCUCUCUGGGCCGUGAUCCUGGGACUGUCUGUGGCCGAGGAACACUUUUAGACACCUUCCUGCCUUUCCUGUUUCAGGCCUCAAGGCUGGCUGAGUAGCUGGCUGCCAGCUUGGCGCCCCACUUCAAUGUCUCAGUUGAAGAAUGUGGAAGCCAGGAUUCUCCAGUGUCUCCAGAACAAGUUCCUGGCCCGAUACGUGUCUCUCCCAAACCAGAACAAGAUAUGGACGGUGACCGUGAGCCCCGAGCUCAGGGACCGUACCCCUUUGGUGAUGGUGCAUGGCUUCGGGGGCGGCGUGGGCCUCUGGAUCCUCAACAUGGAUCCCCUGAGUGCCCGCCGCACGGUGCACACCUUCGACCUGCUGGGCUUCGGGCGGAGCUCCAGGCCAGCAUUCCCAAGGGACCCAGAAGGGGCCGAGAAUGAGUUUGUGACCUCAAUAGAGACCUGGCGGGAGACCAUGGGGAUCCCCAGUAUGAUCCUCCUGGGGCACAGUUUGGGAGGAUUCCUGGCCACUUCUUACUCUAUCAAGUACCCUGAAAGAGUUAAACACCUCAUUCUGGUGGACCCGUGGGGCUUUCCCCUCCGACCAACUGACCCCAGUGAGAUCCGUGCACCCCCAACCUGGGUCAAGGCCGUGGCCUCUGUCCUAGGGCGUUCCAACCCACUGGCUGUUCUUCGAGUAGCUGGGCCCUGGGGGCCUGGCCUGGUGCAGCGAUUCCGACCAGACUUCAAGCGCAAGUUUGCAGACUUCUUUGAAGAUGAUACUAUAUCAGAGUAUAUCUACCACUGCAAUGCACAGAAUCCCAGCGGUGAGACAGCCUUCAAAUCUAUGAUGGAGUCCUUUGGCUGGGCCCGGCGCCCCAUGUUGGAGCGAAUUCACUUGAUUCGAAAAGAUGUGCCCAUCACCAUGAUCUAUGGGGCCAACACCUGGAUAGACACGAGCACGGGAAAAAAGGUGAAACUGCAGCGGCCAGAUUCCUAUGUCCGAGACAUGGAGAUCGAGGGUGCCUCACACCACGUCUACGCAGACCAGCCGCACAUCUUCAAUGCUGUGGUGGAAGAGAUCUGCGACUCAGUUGACUGAGCUGCUCUCACCAGAGGAAGCGGAGAAAGCCAGAGAGUCGCUCUCACCUCCCUGUCUGCUUACUCAUCCCUGUCCUUUCCUCACCAACUAACGUGCCAGCCAGGUAGAGUCUUGGGCCAUUCCCAAGGCAGGAACACAGUGAAGAGCACUCCUGACCCCCAGUGAAGGGCUGGAGGCAGAAGCCACCAAGAGGCCUUGAACUCCCCACCCCAGGGAAGAACACGAAGGCUCACUUAGUGCCACCCCGUUUUCUCCAUGCCAAGUGUUCGAAGGUAGUGGCUAUGAAGGGCCCCCACUGAAGGCAGAGUGGCCUCUCUUCCCCUGGACAAAGCAGAGGCUCCCAUAGUCUUUCCCAGCUCUGGAAUGUUUCUGGGGGUAGGUUCCAUGCAAGAGCAUCUUCCUCCUCCAUCAUCUUUUAGCCCCCAUCCCAUGCCAGCAUCCAGAGUCUGGCUGGGACCAGUUCCCUCUUGGCUACGAAGAACAGGUCCUGGAGCUCCCUUGUUCUUCAGAGUCCCCCUGUGACCUGAGAGGUCACAGCCAAAGCCCUCAUUAAUGAAUGAGGAACUGGCUGAGACAGGACAUGGCUGGCCCAUGGUAGUAGCACUCUGUUCCAGGAAAGCUCAGGCCGAAACCCAGGUCUGCUCUGCCCUGUGCUCAUUGCAGACUCCAUUUUCGAAGGUUACAGGCAGGCUCCACUGCUGUGGGGUAACUGGUGGAGGGCAUGCCCAUCUCUGCCCCAUGUUCAACCCACAUUGCACAUGGGUACUGCUGUCCUGCCCUGUGUCUCAGCCCCGGCUGCCUAAGCUGGGAAUACUCAAGUGCUUCCUUCCCUGCCCCCUCUUCCAACCGGGAGGCUUCUGUGCCUCCCUCUGUGCCUUGGGCCCUGAAGCCCCACCUGUAGUACAGAGCAAAGGUGGCCGCUGGUGGAGAGAGAAAGGAAGGCCCUUCAACAUAGGGCCCUGUCUGGAUUCCCAUGCUCGGGCAAGAUUUUUCUUCCCAUCCCCAGAGCUGAGGCCACCUGAAGCCCCUGCCCGCGGUCCCGUGGAGAGCCUCAUGCCAGCAGUUUCCUGUCCUCAUCAGCCACAGAUGGUUCUCACUGCCUGGCCCUCCAUCCCUGCCAUCUGUCCCCCAUGGUCUCCAGUUCAUCCCGUUCAACCUACCUGUCACUCUCUCCCAGAGGCUGGUUCCGGGUACUCCUGCGAGGUUCUGGGCAGUAGGCUGGGCCUGGCCCCAGAACCAGAGCAGCUCCUGCCUGCUCCUUCACUUUUGUAAAGCCAACCCUUCACCAGAAUAGUAUUAACUCACCGUGCUUUGUACUGCUGGUCCAGCUGCCUCAGGCUCCUUUUCUACAUUAAUAAAGAAAUUAGUAAAAACUG